UUGCAAAUGUACUGACAGGUAGCAAGCACUUCUGAAGCAGAGGGGUUCUUUGGUCUGCCACUGUCAGGAACGAUGCAGUCUGCAUUCUCGUGUCACAGCAGGGAUGCUGAGAAAGAAUCCGACGAGCCAUCGCAGAGAGGUCACGGCUUGCGUCGCAAACGAGAAUUUACACCAGAAGAGAAAAAGGAUGCCUCCUACUGGGAAAAACGUCGCAAGAACAAUGAGGCAGCCAAACGUUCGCGGGAGAAGCGCAGAGCAAAUGACUUCAUGCUGGAGACCCGGCUAGUAGCACUGAGCGAGGAAAACGCGGCGCUACGAGCUGAGCUACUGGCGAUGAACCUCCGGUAUGGCCUGCUCGGCUCUAACUGUCCUUACACGUCUCAUCAGAGGAGCAUCCUGCAGAUGCAUUCUUAUUUAGCUCAAGCAUCAAACACCUACCCAGACAGAGAGCUUUGGGAAAGGGACAAAAUGAGUCAUGAGUCUUCUCAGUGGCCUGGAUACCAACAAGCAACUGAAGCCCUUGCAGCACAUUACGGCUCUAACUUUGUUGCCACACACUCCUUCCCCAUCAACAGGUCCUAUUCCUAUGUUCCAGAUGUUCCUAGUUUAAUUCCCUCUACAAGCACGCCCAUGGUCUUAGCUCCUGUGUUCCCACAACUGGCUGCCUCUUUCCCCGAAAUUCCAGGGCUAAAUCCAGUGGGUCAGAGAACAACGAUACACAAGGAGGUUGAGCAGCAGCCACAAGCCAACGGCAGUGCCAUGCUGCCGCACAAGCUGAGGCUAAAGAAUCCGAGAUCAUCAAAGAAAAAAGAAGAUAGAAACUCAACUCCGUCUCCACUCCCAAUAUAUGUGUCCAGCUAAAGAAAGAUGCUUGCUACAUGGUAACAAAUAAAAUAAAUGAACCUAUCGUUUAGUUUUAAAUUUCAAUAAAACAAUUAUAAUAAAAUGUAAAGAAAAAAAAAGAAAA
Clarias gariepinus (North African catfish) is the source of this 967-nucleotide messenger RNA. RefSeq lists its product as uncharacterized. NCBI's taxonomy places the organism in Eukaryota, Metazoa, Chordata, Actinopteri, Siluriformes, Clariidae. The coding region runs from base 73 to 861 and encodes 262 amino acids. The record is from RefSeq and is a predicted model, not a curated record. The transcript has a single exon. Gene Ontology annotation, molecular function: DNA-binding transcription factor activity; DNA binding. Gene Ontology annotation, cellular component: nucleus. Gene Ontology annotation, biological process: circadian rhythm; regulation of DNA-templated transcription.